GAGAACUUAACUCUCUUAUGUGACGUCACUGGGAUACGCCAUACACUAUGCAAGUGUUAAAAUCAUAUAUAUGGUUAAAAUCGUGUUCGACUUUCCAAUAUGUCCACGUAGGAUGAAAUUUUCCUGUUCCACGGAAGAAUCACUAGACAUGAUGACUUCGUAGCCACGAGAGCUUGACAGCUGAAUGUGACUAUGGCCAGCCCACGGACGCGACGAGUGCUCGGUGAAUUGAAACCAAAGGAUGAAAACAAUAAAUGUUUUGAAUGUGGAAGUCAUAACCCACAAUGGGUAUCUGUGACAUAUGGUAUUUGGAUAUGUCUGGAAUGUUCUGGCAAGCAUCGUGGUUUGGGUGUGCACUUGUCAUUUGUCCGUUCUGUCUCUAUGGACAAAUGGAAAGAUGUGGAACUGGAAAAGAUGAAAGUGGGUGGCAACAGAAACGCUCGAGAAUUCUUUGAAAAACAACCUGACUGGGAUGAGUCCAUGUCUAUCUCACAACGUUAUAAUACAAAAGCAGCAGCAUUAUAUAGAGACAAAAUUGCUACAUUGGCACGAGGAGAGCCUUGGAGUCCAAGUAGUUCAGGAGCUAAAGAUUUCCAGCCUUCCAUCUAUCUCGAAAGCAGACAAGAGCAUUCGUAUCAAAGUGACUUGACUCCAACAUCUUAUCAAAAUAUAGACUCAAAUAGCUUGAAGGCACAAACGGAAUCUUUCUUUGCUAAGAAACAGAGUGAAAAUGCCAAUCGACCAGAAAAUAUACCACCUAGUCAAGGUGGCAAAUAUGGAGGAUUCGGCUACCAAAUGGACCCACCGCCCAAAAGUUCAUCUCAAGAACUGUUUGAUAAUGCAGUUUCUUCAUUAGCAACUGGUUGGUCAAUAUUUUCCUCCUCGGCUUCGAAAAUAGCAAGCAAGGCUACCGAGAAUGCUAUCAAAAUCGGAGGGCUCGCAACACAAAAGGUUCGCGAUGGCACAUUAUUAGAAGAAGUUGGGGCCCAGGUCAAUCAUUUAGCUGCAAAGGUAGGAGAUUUAGGAAGAAGAGGGUGGGGCGACAUCGCUGGGACCAAUUCAGCUGAACAAAACCAAUAUGAUUCCAUGGACCGGUAUCAAUGUUCCAAUAAUACAUACCAGAAUAGCGAUUCGGUACAAUCUAAUCGUUCCAAUGAAAAAUCGUCUCUUGUGAGAAGUUCUAGUUCGAAGGGUAAUAUCUCAUCCACUGGAGGUUCUUGUAAUAUUUCAAAUUGUGAUUGGGAAUGGGGUAGUGACACUAAGCAAAUGAAUAAGGCCUCGAAGAAACCAACUAAGGAAAAGAAAGAAGAGUCAUUGAUUAAUUUCGAAGCGGACAAUAAAGCACAGAACUGGAACUCAAAACUGGAAGAUGAUGCCUGGGAAAUAUUAAACAAUUAAUGAUGAUACUAUUAGCGCAAAUUAGAAAAAAAAUAUCAAUACACAUUGAGUUUAGCAGAUUAACACGUUGACUGCCGUGUUGAUUUCCUAUUGAUUGACAAAGACUUAAUUGACAAAUUAUACCAAGUUAGUAAAAGAAUGUAACUUGAACUGCAUGCAUCUUUUACAUUAUCUCAUUGGUUCCUUAUUGGUCAUAUAACCAACUGUUCAAAUACAAUUAUAUUUUAUAUGUAACUUCAUGUGACACGAUAGUACGAUUAUUUAGAUUGAUCCUUAAUGACCAUCAUGACAUUCAACGUGUUAAAGAAAAGCAGAUUUGCCUUUCUGUAUUUGGCAGAUUUCUUAAAGAGAAGUUCAGUUUUCUAAUAUUCAUAGAGUAGAGAGCAAUUUAAUUUUAUAAUUCAUGUUGUAUCAGUUAAGUUAUUAAUGGUUAAUUAAAUGAAACAAAAGCUACCUACCCUUACAGUCUUGGAACUAUGUCAGAUGAUGAUAUUUAAGUAUUCAAAAUUAAAAAAUAUUAAAGAAAUGUAAAAAAGAAGAGAUUAUAUAUAAUUCAAUAUUAAAAUGACUCCUAUCUAUCAAUGGUUUAACA
Harpegnathos saltator (Jerdon's jumping ant) is the source of this 1990-nucleotide messenger RNA. RefSeq names its product ADP-ribosylation factor GTPase-activating protein 1 (gene ArfGAP1). NCBI's taxonomy places the organism in Eukaryota, Metazoa, Arthropoda, Insecta, Hymenoptera, Formicidae. The transcript has 9 exons. The record is from RefSeq and is a predicted model, not a curated record. Gene Ontology annotation, biological process: regulation of endocytosis; regulation of ARF protein signal transduction. Gene Ontology annotation, cellular component: Golgi membrane. Bases 193 to 1398 code for a protein of 401 amino acids. Gene Ontology annotation, molecular function: GTPase activator activity.